AUGGCAAGCAAGGAACAAAAACCGUUCUUUUUAAGAGGUGGCAUAGCGGGCUCGGCAUCUCGGCAGCAGUAUUUAACACCAGAUGACGUCACAAAUCAAGGCCGUUUCUUGCUCAAUAGUUUCCUCCAUGACAGAUUGCAAAGGGAUGGAUUUGAAAAUGUCCCAGGAUUGGACCAGUUGCAAGAACCUGGGACACCAAAAGGUCCACCCAUGGAGCACGUACGAGAGAUAGCCAGGGCCCUGAAAUGUAUUGGUGACGAUUUAGACAGGGAUCAGAAGUUACAAGAGCUAGUUACUAAAGUGCCACCAGAAGCAGAAAGACAGACAUUGUUGAAUGUGGCAUCUCGCAUAUUCGAGGAUGGAAUCUUCAACUGGGGACGAGUGGUAGCUCUUUUCUAUUUUGCAUACAAAGUUUGUGUGAAGGCACUUGAUAGAAUACCAUUGAUCAGAGCUGUUAUUAAUCUGAUUGUUGAGUUCAUGAGGGAUCGUGUGGUGCAGUGGAUUUUGGAGCGAGGUGGAUGGGAAGCAAUUCGUGAGUACUUUGGUAGCUCUGGAAAACAGUUUGCCCUUGUGAUUGGAGCUGGAGUGGCUGCCUGUGCAGGAGUUCUGCUCUACAGGAACUACUUGUGUUGA
Molecule: messenger RNA, 633 nt
Organism: Candidula unifasciata
Lineage: Eukaryota; Metazoa; Mollusca; Gastropoda; Stylommatophora; Geomitridae
Source: the annotation of a GenBank genome assembly